Molecule: messenger RNA, 1939 nt
Organism: Botrytis porri
Lineage: Eukaryota; Fungi; Ascomycota; Leotiomycetes; Helotiales; Sclerotiniaceae
Exons: 4
Coding region: 776-1939 (387 amino acids)
Molecular function (GO): methyltransferase activity
Source: RefSeq, a predicted model, not a curated record
GUGAUGGAACUUCCUCCUUUGGCCACUCAUCUAGAUAUGGAGCCCAGUUGAACCCAGGCGGGUAUACGCAUGAUCAUCAAACGAAAUUGAAUGCUUGUUGUUGGAAACCACUUCCUCAUUUGACAACAUGCAUAUUAUUUUAUCACUAUUGAAAAUAUUCGGGAGGCCACAAGGUGCGGACAACCAUGACUGCUAGUGUCGUGGCCCAUUACAUAAAUGUUGCAGCUCCAACAAUUUGUUGGUCCAGGCCGAAUGCAUUUAUCCGUAGCUGGCACGAGUUCCGUACGCCAAGCUGCAUGCAACAACAAACGAAAUACCAACCAGUAGGCUGGGCUCCCAUGCAUCUGGCUAACGCAUCCCAACACAUGGAUUCCGAAGGUUGAAUUGACUCCCGGCAUUGAGUCAGACCACUAUGGCGGAAUUUAGAUUCGCGAAAGAGAUAGAUGAAAUAGGGCUACAAAACUACCAACAUGUAUAACAUGAUUGUCGAAAACCUGCGGGCAAAUUGCCAUGCUGUCUUAUGUUGGCUUUGUUUUGGCCAACCAUUGUAGAGAGUUGAGCACGAAGAUUUCAACCAGCAGAAGCAAUGCGAACUCUCAACCUGCUGCGGUAGUCAUGCCUACUUGCAGGAGAAGCAAGCACUCAGUAGCCAUACAAAAUUCCACAAAACUUCUCCCCGUAGAAUUAAACGUACCAAAUACACUAAACAAACCCGAGGAUUUGGGUCCGCCCCUUUUGCAUCUCUCACGGUUAGAUCUUUUCGACACGCACAAACAUGUCUAAGUAUCAAGAACCUGGACAAUGUGCUCUUCCCUCAACAGCGACUCAACCACAACAUGCAGAAAAUAUCGAGGCACAGCUAGGAUGUAAAUCUCCAGGUGCAAACAUGAAUGCAGAUUCCCGCCGCGAGCGCGAUACACAAUCAACCGAAACUCCUGAGUCUAACGAUGGAUCAUCAUCCAAAUCUUUGACAAGCAGUGUUGUGGAUUUUCCCGAAGAAAAUGGCAGAACAUAUCAUGGCUAUCGUCCAGGAACAUACCACUUCCCAAAUGACGUCAAUGAGCAAGACAGACUUGAAGCACAAUUCGAUAUGCUAAAAUGUGCUUUCUCGGGUCGCAACUUCUUCGCUCCUCUAUCCGACCCUCGCUACAUUCUAGAUAUUGGUACCGGUACAGGUCAAUGGGCAAUUGAAAUGGGCGAUACCUUUCCAAAGGCGGAAGUCCAAGCCACUGAUCUCUCUCCAAUCCAACCGGUAUCUGUUCCAGAAAACGUUCAUUUCUAUAUCGAUGAUGCUAGCGAUGACGAUUGGGUACUGCCGUCCAACCACUUUGAUUACAUUCACACUCGGGUGUUACUAGGAUGCUUCAAAGAUUUUGAAACCAUCAUAAAAAGAGGAUUCCAUUACACGAAACCAGGAGGCUAUAUGGAGAGUCAAGAGCUUCUAUUCACUCCAUAUUGUGACGAUGAAUCGAUGCCUGAAACCUGGCCAUUCUUAGAGUGGAUAGGGUUUGUCGAAAAAGCGGCAAUCAAAGCCGGUAGAUCAAUGAAUAUUGCCAAAAACCUCAAGAACUGGUACGAAGCAGCUGGAUUUGUGGACGUGCGAGAAAAAGUGUUCAAAUUGCCAGUUAAUCCUUGGUCUAAAGACAAGCACUUACAAAACCUUGGGGAGAUGUCUGAAGAGAAUUGGCUUGCGUGCUUAUCGAGCUUUAGUAUGGCUUUAUUUUCUCGCAUCUUAGAUUGGAAGCAAGAACAAAUUGAGGUGUAUUUGGUGAAUGUUCGAAAAUCUAUCCCGAAUCGAAAUUUUCACGCUUACAAUAAGAUAUACGUUGUCUGGGGCAGGAAACCAGAAGAGAGCGAGAAAAUCUCCAGCAGUACCUCGGAAGAGAUGCCUUCCAAGGUUGAUGUGGCCCAAGAUGAGCCUGCAAAAGAAGGCUCCUAA